Molecule: messenger RNA, 1242 nt
Organism: Orbilia oligospora ATCC 24927
Lineage: Eukaryota; Fungi; Ascomycota; Orbiliomycetes; Orbiliales; Orbiliaceae
Exons: 1
Coding region: 1-1242 (413 amino acids)
Source: RefSeq, a predicted model, not a curated record
AUGGAGUCCCUUCUACUAAAGUCCCGUUUCACGGACUCCUCAAUCUUCUCUGGAAAUUCAACCACUCCGCUCCCUUCCCUUCCUUACUGCCAUCCGCAGAACGAUUUCCUGUUAUUCGUCUCCCAACAGCUGCAAACAUGCAUCCCUACACCGGCCACAUUCCUCUCAACCCUCUGUGGCACCCUGAGCAUCACCUCCUGGCUGUUCGCCCAACUUCCACAGAUUAUCAAAAAUUACAGGCUUAAAUCCUCGGAAUCUCUGAGUUUCCUCUUUAUUUUAAUAUGGUGCUUUGGUGACUCUUCGAAUUUCGUCGGGGCGGUGCUGUUAAAUCAGAUGACCUUCCAAAAAGUAAUUGCGGCGUAUUAUGUUGCGGUGGAUGUUGUGUUAGUCUGGCAGUGGAUCCAAUAUUCCAAACAGAACACCGAGUACGCUCCUAUUCCGACAACGGACGACAUUAGGCGACCGAGCGAAGGAGGUAGCGGAAGGGAUAAGGAAUCACGAGCUGCAGCUGUGAUAAUUACUCCACCACCAUCAAUUGUCACAGCCCGUACCGGCACUAGCACCAACAGGACUUCAGGGAUACUAUUGGCUUUUUCAACCUUUUUCAAUUUAUCUCGUGCUGCUCCGAUUACCACAGCUGCCACAACUUUUGGUUUCUUUGACGAAGAAACCAUUAGAAUCCUGGGAAUCAUUAUUGGGUGGUCUUCAACAUUCCUAUACCUGUCCUCCCGGCUUCCACAGAUCUACCUGAACCACAAACGCCGUUCGGUAUCCGGUCUUUCGCCUUUGUUGUUCCUCGCUGCUUUCUGUGGAAACUUCUUUUACUCCAGCAGUUUAUUAUUGAACCCUAGCGCAUGGCACAACAUUGGCCCCUUUGGCGAAGGCGGAUGGGUUGGUGAGGAUGGCACCACGACAUCGGAAUGGUGGACUAACACCCUCCCAUUCCUCCUCGGGAGCGCAGGAGUUCUCGCCAUGGAUGGGUACAUUGGUUUGCAAUUCUGGAAAUGGGGUGGAAACGACGAAGAAUUCAUCGGAGAGCCAAUCGUUCAGGUUAUAGUUGGCAUCGAAGGGGAUGAUGAAAGCGAUGAUGAUGAACGACCGAUGAAAGGCCGACAGGUUACCGUCAGCGUGGAACCAACGAAGGAAAGGAGUUAUUUUGACGAACAAACUGCUUUGUUGGCGCAGAUGAAUAAUGGCGUUUAUGGAACAAGUGCUGGAAGCAGUUCUUCCAGCGGGUAUUAG